Messenger RNA from Leptidea sinapis, 745 nucleotides. Its product is annotated as zinc finger CCHC domain-containing protein 10. Gene Ontology annotation, molecular function: nucleic acid binding; zinc ion binding. The transcript is spliced from 3 exons. NCBI's taxonomy places the organism in Eukaryota, Metazoa, Arthropoda, Insecta, Lepidoptera, Pieridae. The record is from RefSeq and is a predicted model, not a curated record. Bases 213 to 632 code for a protein of 139 amino acids.
UACGUCUAUUGGCUAUUGCACAUUUAUGUUUACAGUUUAUACUUUAGAUUGCAUCGCAAUUCAUUCAUAGAUUUAAUUUGAAGGUGAAAGCUACGCAAAAGCUCAUAUUAAAACCAUUGGUUUUGAAUUAUUGUGAUUGUGAAUUAAUGUGAAGCAAUAUUUCAGGCCGAAAUCGCUACUUCUAAUCGACAACUAAAUAAUUUUACUAUACAAUGACUCUGGGUACUUAUAACAGACACCAAGCACAAAGAAAGAAGCAGUUAGCAUUGGCAGCUGCCUUUCCUCAAGGAAUUCGGUGUCAAAAGUGUUUGCAAUAUGGUCAUUGGAGCUUCGAAUGCACCGGACAACGAAAAAUACUAAUCCGCCCCUCCCGCACGCAAGUAUUAAAGAAAAAUCUCAAGGAAAAAAAUUCAAACAGCAGUCAUGUACAAUGCAAGAUACCAGCAAAAAAGAAGCGUAACUCUAAGUCGGAUUCCUCUGAAUCAUCCAGUUCAUCAUCAGGAUCAUCUUCAGACAGCUCGUCAUCAGAUAGUGACUCAGAAAAUGAAAGCGGUUCUGAAUCUGAUAGCAGCAGUAGCAGCAGCAGUAGCGGAAGCAGCAAUAACUCCGGCUCUGAUUCUUCAAGUGACUGAAUCAUGAUUUGCAAUCCUCAGAUUAUUGUAUGUCCAUAGUUUGUUUGUUGGUAUCAUCUCUAUAAUGUUAAGAAAAAAAUAAAAUGGAUCUUAAGGAUUACUCAAAUGUUUAA